GUUCAUUUUCCACCGGUGCGCGCCACAUUUUAAACACAUGUAUUUUGAGUGAAUUUUGCACCUUUCAGAAAAGAUGCCACUUCUAGGACGAAAAAUCUAUAGCUGCUUGAAGCCCCUGAAUGAUGUAAAACCGGACGAAACGGUAUACACGAUUCCUCAUACAAAGGAACAGUUCCGAUCAAAAGCUGAGUAUGAGAAACAACUAAGUGUGUAUAAUGACAAAGUGUGGACCUGUCAGUGCACGGGACACAUCAACCUCACUCAUGAAGAGGCUUGGAAUUCCGAAAAGGCUGUCCUCAAAGUGGUCAAGUCUCAGUUCGCCAAGUGUUUCGAAAAACCCGUCCUUGAGAUUGUCCAUCAUAACAUGCUGUCAUUGGAUCAGCUUGUAGAUAAGGCAUGGCUAACAGUACAUCAAGUUAUCUGCGUGGGUGAAAAAGUCUCUCUCAAGGUCAAGAAUGCAGGAAAGAGCAUCCAGGGUGUUGUGACACAAAUAGAUUCAAGCUCCACAGUGACAAAUCCAGCAAGCAACUGUAGCUCUCCGUCAAGUGACAAAGAAAACACGUCAGAAGAUUGCAAAGAAGGUUCUCCUAAAAAGUGGACACUUCCAAAGCUUUUGCCGUACACGUACACUUUGAAAUUAGAAGAUGACACAAUUAUUGUUUCUGUGCCUGCAUCUGAUAUUACACGGAAUGAAAAGCUUCCAUCGAAAGAAUUGAUGAGGUUAUUCAUUCGAUCAACGGGAAUUCGUCAUGGUGUGAAUUCCAGUAGUCCAUGGGUCGUCAACGAUUCUUAUGUGAAAAAAUAUUCACUCCCCAGCAAGUUUGCCGACCUGUUUGUCUCUCCAGCUAAGAUGGCUGAAGCUGCAUCUCGUGCCAUUGAGGAAGCUUCUAAAAAGCGAAAGCACAAGAAACAAGCUAAUGGGACGAAAGCGAAGAAAAUGAAACUUGACAGCAGUUCUAAAGUUUCUGGUAGCGAUAAGAAAAAGAAGAGCAAUAGUUUUGUCAAGAAGAUGAAGCAUGCGGAGAAGUCGCUAAAGAAGAAAAGUCCCAAAAAGGAGAAAAAAUCUAUUGAAAUCAUUGACUUGGGUUCGAGUGAAGACAGUUCAGACGAGGAGGUUCUAGCCAAUAUUAAGAAGCGCUUGGAUUCUGAUGAUGAUACACCAUUAUACAAACUGGCUUCACCGAAGAAACUGAAACAUGUUUCAAAUUCGGACUCUGAUUCUGAUUCACCACUGUAUAUGUUAGUAAAAAGUCCAAAGAAGAAACUUUCUACUUCUAAACAGUGUACACCCAAGAAAUCCAAGGGAGAUAAAAUGUUGAAGAAGUCCCCAUCAAAAUCGGGCAAAAAAACACCUACUAAAUCUAAUAAAAAAAAGGGAUUGAAGCAAAUGACACUGUUAGAUAUAGCAAAGAAGAAAGGAAUGAAAACCCCUGUAAAGAAUCUGAACAAGAAGAUCCGCGCACCGUCGCCACCGCGCACUCCACCAAUAGUGAAAAGGUUAUUAAACCUUCACAAGAACAAUGAGAAGGUGAAGUUUGGUCUGCUGGUGAAGAGAGCCAUUCUUGUGCUGGAUGCCAAACAGCGAGCGAAACUACCUGUGGAGAUUAAAGAGCUUGUGCAGAAGAAGUACGAAAUUCAUCAAGAGAAGAGAAUGAUGGAAAAGAUGACACCUGAAGAGAAAGAAGCUUUCCUUCAAAUGAAGAGAAAGAAAGAAAAGCAGAGGCAGCUGGAGAGACUGAAAGAGCUUCGGAGGCGUUUUGAGGACCAAGGAUUGAACUUGUCGCCACUACCAAUUCCUAAACCUGUGGCAACACCAGAUGGUUUGCCAAAUGAAGCGUUUGGAGAUGUUGCCAUGGUUACGGAGUUCAUUAGUUGUUAUGGUGGUUUGCUGAUGCCAGAGGAUAAAUAUCCAAUUCAUACAGAUGCGCUAAUGAAAGCUCUUGUAUCUGGUAAAAGUGGCUAUGGAUACCUGACUCGAGUUCUGGUCAUUCUGCUUCAAACACUGUUACAGGACCAACUUGCAGAGGGCUAUUCCGAAUUGAAAGUUCAGCUGUCCGAUAUACCUGUCAAUAACUACACAGUGUCCGAACUAGUCCGACUGUGUCUGCGUAAAAAUGACACAGAUGAUUGUGAUAGUGAGGAGUCGUUUGAAGAAGAGGACCAGGAGGUGCCUGAUGGCAUCAUUGAGUUGCUGGAGCAGCAUGAGUUGUUUGAGCUGGAUCCCCUACAGAAGCUGGAGGUGCUGAAGGGUCUGUGUCUGCGAAUCCUCGGCUCGUACUCCGUGCAGGACUACAUGGAGGAGAAACAGAAAGAGUCGUCAGCCCUCUACCGUAAAAUGCAGCAAGAACAAAAGAAGAAAAAUGACGAGUUACGAGCUGAAAAGGAGAAGAGGAAGGAACAGCAGCAAGGAAAAGAAGAAAAGGAAGAUAAAUCAGUGACUAAAGAGGAAAACGCCAACAGUGAUGAUGGUUCCAAACCAGGGUUAACUCUGACCAGUUUCUAUGGUAUUCAAAAUUCCAACUCGACAACGGGAGAAGGAACGACGAACACCUCCGUAGAUAGUGAAGUGGAAGGGGAUAACUUGGCGUCUGUUGUAAAGAGACGUCGCAUGAUGGUUGCACAGGCCGCUGUGGAAAGGGAGAAGAAAGAAAAAGAAAGAAGACUAAUUUUAGAAAAAGAGUAUGAAGAAGAAAGAAAGCUGAAAGAGAAAGAAAAGUUUGAUGAACAAUUUAAGACUGGUAUUACUCUGGCAAAGAAAGUUCUGAGAACGAGUCCAAUCGGUACAGACCGAAAUCACUGUCGGUAUUGGAUCUUCAACAGCUGCACGCCGGGUCUCUUCAUAGAGAAAGGUAGGGGAACCCCUCACGCCGGCCAGAACCUGUGGUUCACGUUCGACUCUGUGAAAGACUUGGAGAAACUGAUGAGCAGUCUUCAUCCCCAGGGUGCCCGGGAGAGUGCGCUGCGGCAGGAAGUGAAGAAAAACUAUGACAACAUCAGCAAAAACAUCAUUCAGGCACAACGAACAAACUUGGAGCUAAGAGAUUCAGAUGGGGAGGUGGAAAUGUUGGCAGGAUUCAGAAAGGAAUUACUGGACACUGAGUUGCGAUUACGAAAUGGUGGACUAGGGGGAGUGCCUGACUUUGCUAAAUGGGAAGAAAAGAUUCUCUCCACCAAGGAUAUCUCCGAACUCGGAUCAUGUUUGAAGGACGUGCAGGCUCAUGUUCUUGAAAAGUUCCUUAAAGGUUUUAUGAAGCCAAAAGUGCCGAAGGCACAGACGACCAUUAUCCACAAUACUGAGGAUAAUGUCAAAGAUGAGGAAGUGUAUGGUGAUGAGGAUGAUGAAGAUGACAAGAAGGCGUCGUCACGGAUCGCCCAGUGGCGAGACGCGAUUGACAGCUGUCAGACUCUGUCCCGCCUCCACGUACUCCUCGGGAUGUUUGACUCGUGUAUCAAGUGGGAAAAGUCAGCAGAGAAUGCCAAAUGCAAGAUCUGCCGUAAGAAGAGUGGGGAAGAUAACCUCUUGCUAUGUGAUGAGUGUAACCAGGCAUUCCACAUGUACUGUCUCCGACCAGCCUUGACCUACGUGCCCAAGGGCGACUGGUUCUGCCCUGCUUGCAUUCCAGCCUCUCAGCGACGAGUGCGAACUCCCAGAUACAAAGAAUCUCAUGACUAUGCGUUGUUUGAGGCGGAGGAGGAUGAGGAGGAGCCGGAGCAGGAGAAGAUUGAACACGAGGAGAACUGCGUGGUGUGUGGCAAGGACCAGGAACUGUUGGCCUGUUACACGUGCCCCUCGGUCUACCACCUCGACUGUCACGACCCCCCUCUCCGGCGAUCACCCAGGGGAGUGUGGACUUGCUCUGAUUGUAAAACUGGAGGUCCAACAAAAGGAACCAGAUCUAGAAAGGGUAAAAGACCACAGCGGAGAGCUGUGGUUAAGUCGAAAUAUGUACCUGAGACUUCGAGUGAUGAAUCCAACAAUGAGAGUGAGAAGGAGAACACAGAAGAUGACAUUACGCCUCAGCGAGUGCGGCGACAGAAGAAAACGACGAAACGAAAGUCGCCUGUCAAGCGGUCACGGAGGUCGAAUGAAGACUCUGAAGAAUCAUUCUCAUAUUCACGAACAAACAAGCGAGCUCCAUCCGAACUAUCAAUCUGUGAAGAUAUUCUGGCGAGAUUGACGAAACAUGCGUCGAGCUGGCCGUUCGUUCACCCAGUCAACAAACGAGAUGUGCCAGACUACUACAGCGUGAUCAAACACCCGAUGGAUUUCCAGACGAUCCGACAGAAGCUGAUGAGGCUGAGCUACUCGUCGGCCCAGGAAUUCAUCAAGGACAUCGCUCUCGUCUUCAAGAACUGCAGCGACUACAACAAGGUGGACACCGAUGUGUACAAGUGCAUGGAACAGAUGGAGAAGGAGUUUAUGCGACUGCUUGGCGACAGUCUGCCGUUCUACUCCUACAGCCGCAACACCACCAGUGUGGAUGACGGUGGACGGAGGCGCGGCAAGAAGACUUGAUAUCGGCGUGCUGUAGAAGAGUUCGUACUGUACCCUGUAUAUUUAUACUAUUGACGUUAACUGGUGGGAUGCCACUGUACAUAUAUUGUUAGUGUGUCGUGCCAGUCAUUGUUAUUGUCUUUUGUUGUUUUAGUGAUCCACUAGGAGAUUAAAAUGAAAUUGCUGCAUAUGUUUGUGGCACUUGGGACGCAACAUGAAAAGGUAGUAGUCCGAAAAUGUUAUAAUUUUUUUUUUUUUUUUUUUGUCUUCUUUUUAUUAUUUUUUUUUUUUUUUUUUGUUUUUUUUGCUAUUCUGUUAUGUUGCUUACUAACUGUGGUGCAGUUUAGACGUGUUAAUAAUUCAUGAGUAUUUUAACAGUGUGUGUUAAAGAGAUAACAUGAGGCAUUGUCUGUCAUCUGUUCACAUAUUUUGUUAAAGAAGAUCAAAUAUAAGUGAUUAAUUUUUAGCAUUUAGGUCUGCAUUACGCUUUUGUGUUUUGUUCUGUUUCUUAACAAUCAUAUUUUUUUAGGUCAACCUAAUUUUAUACAGUCAGUCAGUCAUGCGCAGUGAACUCAGGUAUUCAUAGCCAGGUCUGUACCUUGCCAAUCUUACAGUGUAUGCGAGGUGUGCUGUUUUAACAAUCAAUACCCCACAGUCAUUUAUUUAGACUUGCCUCCCUUACAUUUUGCAUGUUCUUGUAUUAUGAAUAUCUCCAGAAUGUGGUAUUUAUUUGCAUACAAAUUUAAAAAGCUAUAUCCAGUUUAUGAAUGAUUUUCUGCAAGGUAUUAAGAACCUGAUCUAAAUGAAACUGAAGUAAAUGAUAGUUAGCCAAGAUACAUUAAGAAACAUCAACCCGUUCAACAAAAUUGUGAACUAUUGUAUCCACACACAAUUUUAUUCAAUUUUACUAUAUAAUGAUGAUAAAGACAUUUUCAAACCGUGUGAUAAAUUUAUCUUGUAUCACACACAUGUGCGAUCUGGACCGGAACAAAUGGGGAAUUCCCUUUUUAUUUUUACUGGUUUUGGCGCCUUUUUGUUACUGACGUCAUGUAUGAUUUACAAAUGACGUCACAUCGUAUUUGAAACAUUACACAAGACUGCCGCAAAGUAUGAUUGUUAAUGUUAAGUAAAUCCAUGAAAGGAGGAUUUAUUAAUAGAUUUAAGAAAGUGUAGUUAUGACAUUAAAUUAAAAACCGUUUUUGGAAAAAAUAAAAGAAGUUAUGUAAUAAAUACAGAACUUCACAUACAUUGUUUUCACUUCCUAUUUAUUGCACUCGUUUAUUUUGUGCAAGAACAUACCAUGCAUUUAUCACUGUGGCAUAUUCUUGAAUUUAAUGAUUUAGAGCACAUGCAAUGAUAAGUAUCAUUAGGAACCACAAUUUAACGAAUCCUUGCCGAAUAUGUAUUUUGGUAACUGCACGAAAAAACCCCACCAUGGGUCAGAUUUUACCAAAACAAUGUUUAGAAGCCAUCCGUGAUGAAAACUUUCUGAAAUAUGCCACUGGCAGAGAAUUGCCAAAAAUCUACUGAACUUAAAUUAAUUUUAUUGAGUAUUAUAAAAUGAUUAUAGAGAGAGAGACCUUAAUUUUUAAUAUUUUACAAGCGCUGUAAAAAUAAGUAAAUGUGACUAUGUGGAAAUGUGUACUUAAAGGAGGGGUGCCAUAGGUGAAUUGCACAAUUGUAACUAUCACCAAUUAAAUGAGGAAAGCAAUUGCUUGUAUAAAUGGAGGAUAAUCUUCAGCUUACCUUGAUUUCUCUUUUGUUGCAGACCGACGUAUAUUUAUCCAUUGAUGAACUGAUGGAUUUCGCUAAUGCUCUUUUGUACAGGAGUUAGUGUCUUGGAUUAGUUCCAUUGUACAUUAUGUUAAACUAAUGAAUGCAAAUAUUCAAGUCUAUGUCCCUGUAAAUAUUUAAAGUAGCAGCUUGUUUGUGUCUUGUCAAUUUUUGUAAUUGAACACAUUCUCAGUUUUGUGUUAAAUUGACGAUACCAAAAUAUAGUUAUCAACCAAAUAGGUGCCAGGUAAACUGGUUUCUGAACAUGUAACUUUCAAAUUGCCAAAAAAUACUUUUUGUGUUCAAAAUGUUUAUUCACAGAAAAUAAUACUAGUUAAAAAUGUUAAUUUUUUGUUUCUUUUUCAAAACCAUUUAUCUUUUUCCUAUACUAAAUAUUUAUCUUUUUCCCAUACUAAAUCUAACAAGAACUAACUUUAUUGCUACAAAUGUAUGCAGAUUGUUUUAGUAUAGUUGAUUACAUUCAUGUAAUUUUAUGUCUGUAUUCUUCAGUGACUGUCGCGGCAUUGUACAAAUGGAAUAAAUUUUCUUUGUCUUUAUGGAGAUUAUGAAUUACACAGCUAUUUUUCUAACUUAGGUCAAAAGUAACUUUCUAUUGGCUGGAAGAUGUACAGUUUAUCAAUAUUAUUCGUUUGUUACAUUGAUGAACGUCCAUUUUGACAUCCAUGUAUUUAACCGAAUCAUGUUGAUAUUCACAUUCAAGCUAAAGAGGUCGUUUGACUUUAUUAGAGGUUCAAUAUUAAAACAAAUGUAAAUAGUGUCUCUAUCUAAAAUGUCUCUGCAUUUGUGUCGGACAUUUGUGUGACAAGACCUUAAUUUCAUACCUCCAUCUUCACUCGUUUGUAAUUAUUGUAAGUUCAUUUGUGUCGGACAUUUGUGUGACAAGACCUUAAUUUCAUACCUCCAUCUUCACUCGUUUAUAAUUAUUGUAAGUUCAUUUGUGUCGGACAUUUGUGUGACAAGACCUUAAUUUCAUACCUCCAUCUUCACUCAUUUGUAAUUAUUGUAAGUUCAUUAGAAAAUAAUGACAUUUCUUCAGCCAUCAAAUUGAUUCAACCAAAUAUUUAGGUAUUAUAACAAAACAGAGACCACAAUAAUUGAUUUGUUUUAAUUUUCUUGUCAUUGCCACAUUAGUUGAGAAACAACUACAUUGUAACAACAUGUAUAAUUUUUUAAAGCUACGCAAUUCUGAUGUAUUUAGCAAAUUAAAAUUUAUAUAUUUCCCACUUUAAUCAACUGACAUUUUUUAAAAUAUUUUUUUUACAAUUCUUUGUUGAAAUAAAUGAAACAUAACAACUUCCUGUCUCAUGAUUGUAUUUCACUUAAAACUUGAUAAAUAUAGCGAUUAGAUAGUCAUUUGGACUUACCUUUAACUUAAUAAAUAUAGGUUUUUAAGAAAACAUUAUUUGAACUAGGUGGCUCUACUAGCCAAAUACUGAAAGUAAUGAAAAAUUAACUCUAACGUUUUGUAUUUUAGCUGCAACUUGGCCAUGGUUGAUGUGAUAGUGCAAUAAGAUGUCGCUCCCAUUUGUAACUUUAACUGUCGCCAGCCCUUGGUGCUACUUAAGGUCUAUAGUGGUAGUAAAAAGGGGCGGAUUUGAUUGUCAAGUUGUCCAAUGUGGGAAGGCAGUUGUCUGGUCACUGAUAUUUACAUCUUAUUUAUUGAAGCAGAUGGGAUGUCUCAAGUUACUAAAGUUUGUUCAUUCAGCCAUACCAUUAUAGCACAUUGAUUAACUAAUUAACCAUCCUCUGUUGGAUAUCUGACAUUUGGUAAUUGUGACAGUCUUUAGCAGGGUUUCUAGAUUAUGGUAGCCCCACUCCCAUGGCUAGUGAUAUUCAGUGUUGGGCUAGUAAAUAAUUACUAUUGCCAUGCCCAACGGCUAGUG
Molecule: messenger RNA, 8172 nt
Organism: Gigantopelta aegis
Lineage: Eukaryota; Metazoa; Mollusca; Gastropoda; Neomphalida; Peltospiridae
Product: tyrosine-protein kinase BAZ1B-like
Exons: 32
Coding region: 74-4516 (1480 amino acids)
Biological process (GO): chromatin remodeling
Cellular component (GO): WICH complex
Molecular function (GO): histone H2AXY142 kinase activity; protein binding
Source: RefSeq, a predicted model, not a curated record